Messenger RNA from Pan troglodytes (chimpanzee), 385 nucleotides. RefSeq names its product keratin-associated protein 21-1-like. The record is from RefSeq and is a predicted model, not a curated record. NCBI's taxonomy places the organism in Eukaryota, Metazoa, Chordata, Mammalia, Primates, Hominidae. The coding region runs from base 68 to 385 and encodes 105 amino acids. The transcript has a single exon.
AGUAGAAGACGUCCAUACCUCAGAAGCAUCUUCUUGAAACCCAUCUCAAUUCUCUCCUCUUGACAACAUGUGUUGCAACUACUACGGCAACUCCUGUGGCUAUGGCUCCAGCUAUGGCUGUGGCUAUGGCUCUGGUUAUGGCUGUGGCUAUGGCUCCAGCUAUGGCUGUGGCUAUGGCUCUGGUUAUGGCUGUGGCUACGGCUCCAGCUAUGGCUGUGGCUAUGGAACUGGCUACAGCUGUGGCUAUGGCUCUGGCUCUGGCUGUGGCUAUGGAACUGGCUACGGCUGUGGUUAUGGAACUGGCUAUGGCUGUGGAUGUGGCUCUGGCUCUGGCUACUGUGGCUACCGGCCAUUUUGCUUUAGAAGAUGCUAUUCUUCCUGCUAA